Molecule: messenger RNA, 600 nt
Organism: Ananas comosus (pineapple)
Lineage: Eukaryota; Viridiplantae; Streptophyta; Magnoliopsida; Poales; Bromeliaceae
Exons: 1
Coding region: 1-600 (199 amino acids)
Cellular component (GO): nucleus; cytoplasm
Molecular function (GO): 3'-5' exonuclease activity; nucleic acid binding
Source: RefSeq, a predicted model, not a curated record
AUGGCGAUAACGUUGCGACACCACGGGAACGGCUCGUACACCGUGGGCUUUGCUGCAGCCCACUUCGUCCACGCCACCGUCACCUCCUCCGGCGACGAGGCCUUCAAGUGGGUCCGCAACCUUCACAGUCGCCACCCCGGCAUCUCCGGCAUUGUCAUUGGCCUCGCCAUCGAGCAACGCCCCUCCGCCGACCAGCGCAAGAUCGCUGUCCUCCAGCUGUCCGUCGACCACCAAUGCCUCAUCUUCCAGAUCGCCCGCGCCGACUGGACCCCCUCCUUGCUCCGCAGGCUCCUCGACUCCCAUACCUGCCGCUUCGUGAGCGUGGACGCGGCAGCGGUCGCCGACCGGCUGCGCAACGAGCACGGGCUCGUGGUGAGGAACAUGGUGGAUCUCGGAGAAUUGGCGGCGGAGCGGACGGGCCUGGCCGAUCUGCGGCGGGCCAAUGUUUUGGUUCUGGCGCGGGAGGUGGUGGGGGUAGGGGUGUAUACCGGCGCUGUGACAAGCCGGUGGGAUCAGCCCGAUCUGUCGAUGAACCAGAUCGUGAGAGCGUGCGCGGAUGCCUUCCUGGCGUCGGAGGUCGGGCGGCGGCUGCUCCAGUAG